UGUUGGUUUGGGAAACGUCAGAUGUGAACGAAUUAACCUAACAAUAAGAAGUCAACAGUAAUGAUAAGAUAAACAAUUUGAAAGUUUGUAGUGUACAUUAACCAAUGUGCUUUGUAUCUAAGAGUUAAUAGAACCAUUGCAGAGUAUACUAGUGAUCCAGGAAUGCAUUUGAAAAGCUAACUACUCGAGAUGUCAACAACGAACGGAAGCUUCACGCAUUCACCGCCGUGGCGCUGGGAUUGGGACUCUCUAUGUGGCGCGGGAGGUUUAAAUAUUUGGUCACCAACUUCCCGUGAUCUAGGACUCUGUUUCCAACAGCUUUGUCUUCAGAUACCUAUUCUCUCAAUCUUAGCUUUCACGUCUGCCUAUUAUUUCGGAAAAAAUGGAAAACCUGUGAUCCGUGGUGCGGUUCAAAUAUUAGCCAUCAAUUUUCGUUGCUUUAUGGUUCUUAUAAUGGCUUCGUUACCGGUUCUUCAGAUAUACAUCGAUUUGUAUAAGAGCGAAAAUAGAAUUUUGAAAAUUUCGUACUUCCUUUGCGCCGUUCAAGGUAUAGCAUGGAUCACUCAUUUUUUCUUCUGUUUGUCGCUUAGAAAAUUCUUCGGCAAGAGUCCUAGGGGUCCGGUUUUGAUCCGGGUAAUUUGGACAAGUAUUUUCGUUAUGACUUUGAUUUCUUUGAGGAGUCACUUUUUGAUAUAUGACCACGCGGAGAAGCCUGAUUUCAGUGUUUUCUUGUCAUACACAUUCAGCGUUAUACAUUUUUUACUACAAGUGAUGUACGCACUCAGCUUGUUUCCUGGUAAGGGCGAUACCGUUUCUCUGACAUAUGAAGACAGGCCCAUAUCAGCUCAGCCCGACGAGAAUUCCCCUCUUCUGAGCCAUUCCUAUGUGAGCUUGAUAAAUGAAAAUGGCGAUUACAGCUACCUGGGUGUAGCGAUGGAAAACUCAAGCUGGUUAUCGAAGCUCCUUUUUUCUUGGGCGAAUCCUCUAAUGGAAAAGGGGGAUAACGAAAUGCUCCAGGAUUCAGAGGAUUUGUUCGAUCUCCCUGGUGAUAUGCACGUUGGUCAUAUCAGCGAUGAAAUGGAAAAACACGUUUCUCCCAGAAAAGAAACAUAUCCCACAAAUGAUGCGGAUGGAGAUGUCCACACUCCCGAGGUCAUCGUUGUACGAGGAAGCAAUUCGACCCUAUUGAAAGCACUACACAAGUGCUUCUGGAAGGAGUUUUACGGAAUAGGUAUCCUGAGGUUCAUGUCUGAUUGUGCUGGCUUCGCUGGACCAAUGCUGCUCAACAGAUUGGUCAGCUUCAUUGAGGAUAAAAACGAGCCAAUUCAUUGGGGCUAUUUAUAUGCUGCAGGUCUUGCCUCCAGUGCUAUUGUAGGAGCGCUUUGCGACUCGCAUUUUCAAUUCUGGAUGAGCGUGAUUGGACUGAAGAUGAGAACAGCCCUCGUGACCACGAUUUACAGAAAAGUCCUGGCUGUGAACGGUUCCGUCUUGAACUCAUAUUUUUCAGUCGGAGAAAUAGUGAAUUUUAUGUCAACCGACACAGAUAGGAUCGUAAACUCGUGCCCUAGUUUUCACGCCGUUUGGAGUAUUCCAUUUCAGCUGGGCGUCACCUUGUACCUCCUCUACACUCAGGUCGGCUUGGCAUUCUUGGCCGGCGUCGUUUUCAGCGUCGCCCUCAUCCCAAUCAACAAGUUGAUCGCAAACAAAAUCGGUCAGCUCAGCACGAAAUUGAUGGCGGAAAAAGACUCGCGGGUCAGGGUAAUCACCGAAGUUCUGCGAGGAAUUAAGGCGGUCAAGCUUUACGUGUGGGAGCAGCAUUUCAUCAGGAGCAUUAAAGGUUUGCGAAAAAGAGAAUUGAAAUAUCUGAAGGGCAGAAAAUAUCUAGACGCAUUAUGCGUGUACUUCUGGGCCACCACACCAGUUUUAAUCUCCAUCCUUACCUUCGGGACUUACGUUCAGAUGGGAAAUAAGCUCACUGCCGCCACAGUUUUCACUGGAAUUGCAUUAUUGAAUAUGCUCAUUAGUCCUUUGAACGCCUUUCCUUGGGUUCUGAAUGGAUUAACGGAGGCUUGGGUAUCCAUGAAGAGAAUCCAAAAACUUUUGAACUUGACUGAAGUGGACCUGAAAGAUUUCUAUGAUGAAAAAAUUAUGGAAGAAAAUAGACAUUGCGAUAUAGUACUGCAGAGUGGUUCGUUUAACUGGGGAAAGUCCUUGACUUCUGAGGAAAUUGAUCAAUUGCAUUCCAAAGCUGAGCGGAAGUCGUUGAAGGGAAAGGGUAGAGGAAAGGGAAAACUCUCUGAGUCUUCAGAAGAACAGCCAGAAGUGGAACCGCGAUUGUUUGAGUUGCAUGAUAUCAGCAUAAAAAUAAAAAAGGGAGAAUUUAUAGGAGUUAUGGGAACCGUAGGCUGCGGAAAGUCCUCUUUUCUUUCUGCAAUACUUGGCGAACUUAACAUGACUGAGGGAGACAUAGCAAUCAGUCAAGUUGAUGGAGGUUUCGGAUUCGUUUCCCAGCAGCCCUGGCUACAGAGAGGGACGAUAAGGGACAACAUAUUGUUCGGAAAAACGUUCGACGAGCAGCGGUAUAAAUCUGUGCUCUUCGCUUGCGGACUUGCCGACGAUAUUUAUUCGCUUCCUGCUGCAGAUCUGACAGGCAUCGGCGACAGCGGAACGACGUUGUCUGGAGGCCAGAAGGCCAGGAUCGCCUUAGCAAGGGCGGUGUAUCAAGACAAAUCGGUUUAUCUCUUGGACGACGUGCUGUCGGCCGUGGACGUUAAAGUGGCAAGGCACAUAUUCCAGCAUUGCAUCAUGAAGAUGCUGAAGGAUAAGACCCGCAUACUGUGUACCCAUCUAGUCGACUAUCUGGUAUACGCGGAUAGGAUCAUCCUAAUGGAGAACGGUGCGGUGAAGCUUCAAGGAAAAUCUAUGCACGUCCUCAGGAAUUUCGACAGCAAUCUACCCCUGGACCUGGAACUGAGCGACGAUUCCCAGUCAACAUCCACCCUAGAAAAUUCCCUACUUUCAAGUGUAAGAAUGGAGAGCAAGUCAGAAGACACCGACAGCGUACUCCUGAACGAGAGAAGCCAGAGGGGAAGCUUGGAAUUCGGAGUGUUGAGAUCCUAUCUGGCAGCUGUCGGCUGGCUCUUGGUCUUGGCGAUAUUACUUUCCAUCGUCCUAAUGCAGACUUCCAGGAACAUGACAGAUUUGUGGUUAUCGCAGUGGGUUACGGCGACGCACAGUGAGAAUAACAGUACGAAUUAUUCGGGGAACUUGUUGAUGUAUCAAGUUUAUCUGAGUGAGGAACCUAAUUUCGCGACCAUCGAUUUUUAUCUGAAGGUUUAUGUGGCUUUGGCUGUUUUCAAUAGCGUCUUCACGUUACUGAGGGCGUUCCUUUUCGCGUACGGUGGAAUUGUUGCGGCUAGAAGGAUUCAUCAGAUGCUUCUUGUAUCGGUAAUGAGGGCUCAAUCAACAUUCUUCGAUGUCUCUCCGGUCGGACGAAUUCUGAAUAGGUUUUCAAGUGAUACCUACACCAUCGAUGAUUCUCUACCAUUCAUCAUGAAUAUUCUUCUUGCCCAGUUUUUCGGACUCAUGGGUACUGUGAUAAUAACCAUUUACGGCCUGCCUUGGAUAUGUUUGAUCUUGUUCCCGUUGGUUCCUGUAUACCACUGGUUGCAGUAUAGUUACAGGAGAACUUCCAGGGAAUUGAAGAGGAUAUCUAGCUCAACGAUGUCUCCCCUAUAUAGUCACUUCAAUGAAACUCUUCAGGGGCUGUCCACAAUCAGGGCGAUGCGAGCCAGCAGGAGGUUCAAGAAAGGGAACGAAGAGAAUUUGGAAGAAAACAUCAAGGCUCAAUUUUCUAGUCAGGCGGCAGCUAGAUGGCUCGGGCUAAGACUUCAAUUUAUCGGGGUGGCCAUGGUGACUGGCGUAAGCUUCAUUGCCGUUAUCCAGCACCAUUACGAUGUGGCUGAUCCCGGGUUAAUUGGAUUGGCGGUGUCGUACGCACUUUCUGUGACAGGCUCCCUUGGCGGAGUGAUCAACGCCUUCACGGAAACGGAGAGGGAGAUGAUAGCGGUGGAGCGUGUUAAUCAAUAUGUCACUCAAGUGCCGCCCGAGACGACACACCACUCGUGCGAACCGCCCUUUGGCUGGCCGAAUCAAGGAGUCAUACACUUCGAUAAAGUCGUCCUGAGAUAUAGGGAAAAUCUUCCACCCUCCCUGAGCGGCGUGAGCUUCGAGACCAGACCCUGCGAGAAAAUCGGGGUGGUUGGCAGGACUGGGGCGGGCAAGAGCUCGCUGAUAGCGGGGCUGUUCCGGAUGGUCGAGGUGAAUUCUGGAUCUAUCUUUAUCGAUACGGUGAGGAUAAGGGAUGUGUCCCUCUCUUCUUUGAGGUCAAGACUUUUCUGCAUCCCCCAGGAGCCAUUCCUCUUCAGCGGUACGCUCCGUGACAAUUUGGACCCUCUGGGAGAAUUCCGGGACAACGAAAUUUGGUCCGCGUUAGGGAAGGUUAACCUAGUUGACACAAUUAAAACUCUCGGCGGGCUCGAGAAUGAUGUAGGCAGCGGCGGCAUGAAUUUUUCGAUGGGACAGAAGCAACUGGUGUGUCUGGCUAGGGCAGUCCUUCACAAUGCCAAGAUACUGUGCAUAGAUGAAGCUACAGCGAAUGUGGAUCACGAGACCGACAGAUUGAUUCAACUGACACUCCGUACAGCGUUCAGACAAAGCACCGUAUUGACUAUAGCCCAUAGGGUUGAAACUAUUUUGGACAGCGACAGGGUGUUAGUCAUGGGGGAUGGAAGAGUAUUAGAGUUCGAUACUCCAGACAGUUUAUUAGCCGAUACAAAUUCACAUUUUUACCAGAUGGUCAAUCAUGAGUAAUCCCUCCACUUGUUGUUUAUUAGUUCCAACAGAAGGUGCAUGUGCGUACAGAAUGAUGAAAGACUGCAUUGGAGUGUUUUUGUGCGAACUAUGUUGAUUUUAGAUUAAUUACUUCGACUGAUGUAUCCGAAAUUUCACCGAUUGAUAUUCAUUUUCGGCUAGUGGAUAGUUCAUUAUUUUGAUAUUAAUUUCUUCUUUUUCAUAUAAUUUUAUUUUAAUGUAAGUUUAGGAAAUUACCAUGAAAAUAUCAUAGUAAUCUAAUGGCAUUCUUCCUGUUAAUAUGCCAAAAAUCGUUUAUAUAUACAUCGAUUUAGUAUGAAUAUUCCAAUGCUGUUGAAGAGAUUCUUAGGUAAUUAUUUGUGUUUGAAAUAGAUGUGAAUAUAAGCUGAUUAAAAUUUUUUACAAGA
Coccinella septempunctata (seven-spotted ladybird) is the source of this 5279-nucleotide messenger RNA. RefSeq names its product ATP-binding cassette sub-family C member 10. Gene Ontology annotation, molecular function: ATP hydrolysis activity; ABC-type transporter activity; ATP binding. The coding region runs from base 190 to 4872 and encodes 1560 amino acids. NCBI's taxonomy places the organism in Eukaryota, Metazoa, Arthropoda, Insecta, Coleoptera, Coccinellidae. The transcript is spliced from 19 exons. The record is from RefSeq and is a predicted model, not a curated record. Gene Ontology annotation, cellular component: membrane. Gene Ontology annotation, biological process: transmembrane transport.